Alternaria rosae is the source of this 1246-nucleotide messenger RNA. RefSeq lists its product as uncharacterized. Bases 226 to 996 code for a protein of 256 amino acids. The transcript has a single exon. NCBI's taxonomy places the organism in Eukaryota, Fungi, Ascomycota, Dothideomycetes, Pleosporales, Pleosporaceae. The record is from RefSeq and is a predicted model, not a curated record.
GCAGCUUCGACUCUGCAUCUCUCGACUCAGCCACCACGUCGGAGGAUACGGCACCAAUAGCUCCUUCCCUCAGUCUGACAAUAGAGGCUGAGCACAAUUCCGAUAUUAUUAUGGCCUCAGCCGUCUUCUCUUCCCUCACUUGCCUGACAAGGCCCGACUUGAACCCUAAGCUUUUCCCUCCUUGACCCUGCUACUUUUUGUCGCUACGGCAAGCUAAACAACACCAUGAUCUUCGGCGGUCUUGAGCUUGUUGCAGGCGGAUACCUCAUUCACCGGCAUUAUCGAAAGAAGAACGGAAAGGAGCAGCUUGAGGAAGAGGCUCAACAGCGACGCCAUCACACAUUUCCUGGUGCCAACCCUGCAAAGCAGAAUGGCUGGAAUACUCAGGCCCACCACCGCCCUCAACACCAUCCACACACGCAACAGCAGCAACCCGUGAUACCACAGCAAAAGUACGCGUGCUAUGCUCCAGUACCGGCACAGCCUCGACCGCAGAUAUACCAGCCUCAAUUCCAACCCCAGGCUCAAGUUCAGCACCACACCCAGCACCAAUCGCGACCGCACGCGCCUCCUCACACGCAAAGCUUCAACAUCCCACGGCGGCCUGUACCGCAGCGAAAGCCUCAGAUCAUCAUCGAGCCCUCUCUCCAACGCACCGACUCCUUUGCGACGAUAUCGCGCAUGCCCAUCGCGAACGGCUCACGGCCACACGACGUCACCGAGCAGGCUAGCCCUGCGACUGGCCUUUCGCCUAUACCACAACAUGGCGUCUAUGGAAACGCGGGGUUUUCGGUGUCGACACCGGCAUUUGGAGCUACGCCUACAUCGCCAGGACUAGUAUACGAAAUGGCUACGGGGCAUGAGGACGGUGCUGGUCAGACUGUGGACGAUAACUGGGAGACGUAUGGCCGCGCGAAUGGUGGGGGGCUGCAUUAUGCGCCGACUGUGUCUACUGAGCUGGGCGAGCGCGAUCCACCGCCGCCCUACAAGCCUUGAUGCAUGCGCCAAAUACGCCAGGCCCAAUCUUUCUUCUUUUCUUCUUUCAGGGAACUCUUGGUUAUUGUACACUUUAAUGCACGUAUUGAACACGUACAAUCUACGGUUAAAAUAUGCUCUUUCACAUAGUGCUUUCGUAGCUCGAACUGCUACCGCCUUGGUAGAUUCAUUCAUGGCAUCAACGAGCGAAGCCUUGCGCGCAGACGAGGGCACCUUCCCACACCGAUCGCAGAAACACUCACUUCGUGAU